Molecule: messenger RNA, 3408 nt
Organism: Ilyonectria robusta
Lineage: Eukaryota; Fungi; Ascomycota; Sordariomycetes; Hypocreales; Nectriaceae
Exons: 4
Coding region: 1-3408 (1135 amino acids)
Molecular function (GO): protein binding
Source: RefSeq, a predicted model, not a curated record
AUGGAGCAUCAGUCCAGCUUUGACGCUUCCCUGCCGAACCAUCGUCGUGAGCGACGAUAUAGAGACGAGGCUCAUAAACAGCAUCCGCUCUCAGCUGCUGUUAGUGCCCAUAAGCACCAACCUUCUGAGAUAGAAUGGGAGGCUAUAAAAGAAACCACACGAGUGCACUAUAUUGAGCAACGCCUCCCCUUGACCAAUGUCAUAAAAAUACUCGAGGAAGCGCCAUAUAACUUUCAUGCUACGGAAAGGAUGUUCAAGACUCGCCUCAAAAGAUGGGGAUUCGAGAAGAACAUGACAGAGGAGAGAGCGAACAGGAUUAUAGCAGGCCAGUCUCGCUCACCAGAUGCGGAUGCCCGUAUUACGAAGUGGUCCAAGAGGAGAAAGAACAAGCAUCCAGCGGCUUCCAAACAGAGUCAUCGCUUGCGACAGAAACGAGAGACAAUGAGGCCAAGUCUAGACAUCUUUGGCCAUGAGACAUACGAAAACGCUGCCGCCUCCCGGCAGGACAACUCGGGGCAGUUCGGACAUGCCUUCGUCGACCCUUUGGUAUUGAGUCCUACCUCUCUCCCAGACGCAUCAACAAGAAGUUGCCCACAUUCCAUUAGAACUGGGGCAAAAUUCAGGAUUGAAGUCCACGAGCUCCCCGAUCAUGCCUCAAUGGAGCUGGGCAACGAACUUUCACCCGUCUACGUCUCUGAUUCGUGGGGAUGUCAACUCCACGACGACCUUGAAACUCGGCAGUGUUCACCGAAUUGCGACUGCAGACGAUCCGACACUGGCAAGCACACAUUCCAUGCCUACAGCUUGCCAGACACGAUACAUGUCAGAAUCCUUGACAGCGAAUUAUCAUCUGUUCUGUAUGAGCAUCUCAGAAUACCCUACAUUGCCACAGACGCCGGACAAAAGAUCUUCGAUGGGUUUGAACUUCUCAGGAACCACUUCAGAGUGAGGGAGCAUUUGGUGGACUGGAGUUACGUUGCCUCCGCAGAGUGCAUAGAAAGCUCAACAUUUUCUAAACUUCAAUUGCUGGUUGAAGGCUUCUUGGAAGAUUACGCGGUUUGGAGUCGAUACGGUAUUGGGGAACUUUGGAGAAGACAUAUCAUCGAUGAUAACCUGAGGUCGAAGUUCACCAACGAACGUGUCGUACGGGGAAUAUCUGCGCUCGACGACGGAUUCAAAUGCGCGGAUUCUGUCCUAGUAAACGCACCUACCGAAUCCAACGAUGACUUGGACAUUGGCCUCGAGGAUCUAAAUCCACCGGUCGUCGACUUCUUCGCCGGGGUUCCGAACAGCGACGUGCUACUACCAGAGCUACUUACACCAUCACCGCCGUGGGACCCUCCCAACCAAAACGCACGUAGUUCUAUCAACAACGACUGGUAUGACAGUGUGCUCUCGUAUCCUUGGGGGUGGCCAACCCCAGCCGAGAGUCCUCACUCCGCUCCCUCCGUUCCCUCCGAACCUUGGUGUUUCACGUCCUACGACUCCGAUCCGUCAGGACAACUACCUCUAGGCGAUGCAGCUGCCAACCCUUGCGAUGAUGGAACUCUUUUGCUGGGAGCCAUACAAUCCAAGGAUGCGCGUGAGGUUUCCCGACUCCUGGACAAGGUAGCCGACGUCAACUGCUUUAUUUCUGUUCCUGGGGGCUAUACUACCCCAUUAAUCGCCUCAAUACAGGUUUUAAGCGAUGAUUUCGUCAACCUCGUGAUUGAACGCGGCGCAGACAUCAACCUCAGAGUGGAGAUGAAAGAUGGCAACCAUGCCCACUCCUUUACCGCGCUUCAUGCAGCGGUUGAUCUUGGAUGCCUCCCUAUAGUGAAGAUACUAUUAAGUCAUGGGGCUGAUCUCAGUGCGCUGUGGAAAGUGCGCGGCGAGCAUGCAUUUUCAGAGGCAUCUGCCUUGAAUGUAGCACAAAAGAACCACCAUCAAGAUAUCUUCGAACUCAUUCUGACUUGGAACACUUCGUUCGCGCCAAACUACAAAAAGAUCAACUUCGUCGACGAUUCCAAUCUAUCUGAAAAGGCAUCCAAAGCACGAAAGCUAUUGCGAGCGACAGCCGAGGGCAAGAUCGAUGCCAUCAUUCAGCUCUUGAGAACCGGGGCUGAUAUCAAUGCCAUUUCCUUCAACGGCACGGCUCUCAGCGUGGCUUCUCAAUCGAAAAAGCAACAUGUGAUUAACGCUCUGCUUAGGCGUGGCGCCAGCGCUUCCUUAGCUUCUCUCUAUCUCGGACGAUCUGGCCAUACGGACGUUGCAGAGUCUCUUGUUAAGUUUGCCUAUGGCAAACGGGUAGGCUUCCAAAAUCUUCGAGCCAGGUUCAUUCGACAAUACAAGAGGCUAGUUCGAAUCUCGCACAGCUCUCGAACAAAACUCGGUAAUGUUACCGAGAAAUUCCCGAGUUAUCGUCGUGUGUGGUCGACUGGUAUUGCCGUGGCACAGAAUAUCUGCAAGGGGGAAACGCCGAGCAACGUGCUGGACACGGUAGCGCUCCUUGCCAUUGCGCGUGCCAUCGCCGAGACUCUGGCAGGAGAUAAAGGCGAGAUCGAUUUCAUCGACCAAUUCGAAAGUGACCUUGUCCGAUGGCAACAGUUGUUCCUCGAUGAAGACAGCCUUGGGUCGUAUCGCGAAGCAGCGCGUCUCCUGUGGGGAGUUGAGAUAACGGAGCACCUCAUCCACGACGACGAUAGCAACAACGACCACGUUCUCGAGCAAUUCAAAGAGCUCAUCUCGACGCUACUUGACAAGGCCCAUGACGGACUAGGGCUAUACACAGCCCCAGUUGACGGCGAUGACGAUGCGAGCUUGAGACUAGAUAUCAGCAUUGCGAGAUUCAAGCAGAGGCGCCUUGUACAACACGAUCUAGCCUUGUUGUCUAUCGGCCGUCGUGCUUGUAGUCCGCGUUUACCUAUUGUAUCUGCUUCGGUGGCACUUCCUACCCCAUCGUCAGGCUUCCAACCAUCCUCGCCUCCGCGGGCGCCCAAGAAUUCUCUUCGAGAACCAGUCCUUAAAGACCCAGUCCCAGAUCCCAUGCUUCAAGAUAUAUCCCAACAUCUGACCCAAGAUGUGAUUCACGAAUAUACUGCGUGGAUGAGGAGGGCAGUUGAGUACCUCAUACGAGGCGCAAUCUUUGCUAUUGUCUUUUAUUUUCUCUGCCGGAUGUCUAGCCAGUCGACUAUCGAGGCGGUAGAGAAGGCAAAUGGAGUAAACUUGUCUUCAAUGAGAUACCGGCUACUCACUCUACGAGCUUUUCUGGGCAUUGGGGAUAUGUGUAUUCAGCAUGCCUCGCCAGAGACGUACCAACCUCGCAAACGAAAAUGCAAGCUCACCCCGAAGGCCACUAGCCCCGAUCAAGUGACAGCUCCCCGUCAUUGGUAUCAGGAUUUGCAAUCGUGGAAAGGCAAAUGGAUGUGA